This is a messenger RNA of Pseudopodoces humilis (Tibetan ground-tit), 1581 nucleotides long. Lineage: Eukaryota; Metazoa; Chordata; Aves; Passeriformes; Paridae. The record is from RefSeq and is a predicted model, not a curated record.
CAACCCGCUCCCGCCUCGCCGCGGCGCUGACGUCACUUCCGUCGCGCUGCAAGAUGGCGGCGGCUGCGGGCGGCGGGCCCGGGGAGGCCCCGGAGGCUCCCGGGGACUCGGCCGAGGUGAUCCAGUCCCGCCUGAACGAGCAGGAGGCGCGGGAGGAGUUCUACGUGCACUACGUGGGCUUUAACCGGCGGCUGGACGAGUGGGUGGGCCGGGAGCGGCUGGCGCUCAGUAAGAGCCUCAAGGAGGCCGCCCAGAAGAGCUCGGAGCCGUUCCUGGCGGAGCUGGCCGAGCCCGAGCGGAAAAUCACCCGGAACCAGAAACGGAAACACGACGAGAUCAACCACGUGCAGAAGACCUACGCCGAGAUGGACCCGACCACGGCGGCGCUGGAGAAGGAGCACGAGGCCAUCACCAAGGUGAAGUACGUGGACAAGAUCCACAUCGGGCACUACGAGAUCGACGCCUGGUACUUCUCGCCCUUCCCCGAGGAUUACGGGAAACAACCGAAACUGUGGAUUUGUGAAUUCUGCCUGAAAUACAUGAAAAUGGAGAGGAGCUACAGGAUACACCUGGGUCAGUGCCAGUGGCGGCAGCCGCCGGGGCGGGAGAUUUACCGCAAGGGGAACAUCUCGGUCUAUGAGGUGGACGGCAAAGAUCACAAGAUCUAUUGCCAGAACCUGUGCCUGCUGGCCAAGCUGUUCCUGGACCACAAGACUCUUUAUUUCGACGUGGAGCCGUUCGUGUUUUACCUGCUCACCGAGGUGGAUCGGCAGGGAGCGCACAUCGUGGGGUACUUCUCCAAGGAGAAGGAGUCUCCGGACGGGAACAACGUGGCGUGCAUCCUCACCCUGCCCCCGUACCAGCGCCGCGGCUACGGGAAAUUCCUCAUCGCCUUCAGCUACGAGCUGUCCAAGCUGGAGAGCACCGUGGGCUCCCCGGAGAAGCCGCUCUCGGACCUGGGCAAGCUCAGCUACCGCAGCUACUGGUCCUGGGUGCUGCUGGAGAUCCUCAGGGACUUCCGGGGGACCCUCUCCAUCAAGGACCUCAGCCAGAUGACGAGCAUCACGCAGACCGACAUCAUCAGCACGCUGCAGUCGCUGAACAUGGUGAAGUACUGGAAGGGGCAGCACGUCAUCUGCGUCACCCCCAAGCUGGUGGAGGAGCACCUCAAGAGCGCCCAGUACAAGAAACCGCCCAUCACCGUGGAUUCCAUCUGCCUGCGCUGGGCGCCCCCGAAGCACAAACAGGCCAAGGUGGCCAAGAAGUGAAAUUCCGGAAUUUUCCACCAAAUUCUGGAAUUUUCCACCAAAUUCGGGGAAUUUUCCAUCAAAUUCCGGAAUUUUCCUCCAAGUUUUGGGAUUUUCUUUCAAGUUUUGGGGUUUUCCCACAAAAUUUGGGGAUUUUCCGAAAAAAAUUUGGGGAUUUUUCUUCAAAUUUCGGGAAUUUUCCACCAAAUCUUGGGAAUUUCCUUCAAGUUCUGGAAUUUUCUUUCAAGUUUGGGGAUUUUCCCAAAGAAUUUCGGGAUUUUCUCGCCCAGUUUUGGGGUUUUCUUUCAAAUUUGGGGCUUUUCCCUCCAAAUUU